UAGAAACACACUAACGCUUUGAGGAAUGAUGGGUUACGCAGUCAGAGCGACCUGAGAGACACGAGGAACCGACGAUGGAGGAACCAGCACGCGGACCACGAAAGAAAACCGUUGUAGCAGUGGUGGGCGGUGGUUUGGUUGGGUCACUGAAUGCCUGCUUCUUUGCCAAAAGAGGCUUUGAUGUGGAGGUCUUUGAAAUUAGGGAAGAUAUCCGGCAAGCUAAAAUUGUGAGAGGGAGAAGCAUCAACCUGGCUUUGUCUCACCGAGGUCGGCAAGCACUGAAGCAUGUUGGGAUGGAGGAGAAGGUUGUCUCCCAAGGAAUUCCCAUGAAUGCAAGAAUGAUCCAUUCAAUAAGUGGGAAACAGUCCCCAAUCCCUUAUGGAAAGAAAGGCCAGUACAUCCUGUCUGUAGACCGAGCCAAUUUGAACAAAGAGCUGCUAACAGCGGCUGAGGCAUAUCCAAACACAAAGCUGAACUUCGACCACAAACUGCAGGACUGGAGUGCUGAAACAGGGCAAAUGAACUUUGUCAGGUUAGAUGGAUCCAAAGAGCAUAUCAAGGCCGACCUAAUUGUAGGCUGUGAUGGAGCGUUCUCUGCCGUCCGCAAGCAGUUUCUCCGUCGCAGCCGCUUCAACUAUAGCCAGACAUACAUCCCCCAUGGCUAUAUGGAGCUCACCAUGCUACCAAUCAAUGGAGAGUUUGCCAUGAAGCCUAAUUAUCUCCACAUCUGGCCACGAAACACAUUCAUGAUGAUUGCCCUGCCCAACCUGGACAAGACAUUUACCUGUACCCUUUUCAUGCCCUUUGAUGACUUUGAGAAAAUCACCACAGAAGAUGAAGUCAUCAAGUUUUUCCAGGAAUACUUCCCUGACACCAUACCACUUAUAGGAGUUGAUACUCUCAAGAGGGAUUAUUUCCGUUUGCCUGCGCAGGCCAUGGUGUCUGUUAAGUGCUCUCCACAUCACAUUCACGACAAGUGUGUCCUUAUGGGUGAUGCAGCCCAUGCCGUGGUGCCGUUCUAUGGGCAGGGCAUGAAUGCUGGUUUUGAGGACUGCAUUGUCUUUGAUGAGAUCAUGAAUCAGUUCAAUGAGGAUCUGAGUGCUGUGCUGCCCGAGUACUCGAGAGUGAGGGUUCCAGACGACCAUGCAAUUGCUGACCUGGCAAUGUACAAUUAUGUUGAGAUGCGAGCACAUGUCAAUUCCAAAUGGUUCCUCUUCAGGCAACAGGUUGAUAGCAUCCUUCACUUCUUUAUGCCAAAGACAAUAAUCCCCCUUUACACAAUGGUCACCUUCACAAGGACAAGAUACCAUAAAGCUGUGGAACGCUGGCAAUGGCAAAACAAAGUGGUAAACCAUGGUCUGCUCAUCAGUGCUACAGGAGCUGCUGUGGGAAGCGCCUACCUGCUUAUUAAAAAUCCUCCAAAUAUCAACAAGCUCAUCAUCCCAGCUGAGAAAAUGUGGAACAGGAUUGUGGCCUUCAGGGCUUCUUGAGCACGGGCUGAUUCUGAUGCGACAGACAGAAGUUUACCGUCUCUAUUGGGACCAAGGGGCUUUAAAUUUUAAUUAGUGUUUGAUUGAGUCUUCUUUUUCACAAUUGAGGCUCCACCAGGAAAAUAUAUUCCCUGCAUUAACAAAUGUUGAUUUUUACAAGUUUAUCAGUGAUCAACAGCUGAUCAAUAGUUUUUAGCCUUUAAAUGUGAUUGUUUUCAGUUUCACGGUCAGAGCGAGGUUCUCUGUCGCACUAUCCUGACUUACAACAUUAUCACUAACACCUGUGCCUCAUGUCAAAUCGUCUGCAUUAAAAAUAAAAAUGCAUAUUGAAGCAACAAUAA
Messenger RNA from Solea solea (common sole), 1831 nucleotides. RefSeq names its product kynurenine 3-monooxygenase. Gene Ontology annotation, molecular function: NAD(P)H oxidase H2O2-forming activity; kynurenine 3-monooxygenase activity; FAD binding. The transcript has 16 exons. Gene Ontology annotation, cellular component: mitochondrial outer membrane. NCBI's taxonomy places the organism in Eukaryota, Metazoa, Chordata, Actinopteri, Pleuronectiformes, Soleidae. Gene Ontology annotation, biological process: quinolinate biosynthetic process; NAD+ metabolic process; L-tryptophan catabolic process. The coding region runs from base 75 to 1490 and encodes 471 amino acids. The record is from RefSeq and is a predicted model, not a curated record.